This is a messenger RNA of Harpia harpyja (harpy eagle), 2208 nucleotides long. It is a transcript of the gene EMID1, whose product is annotated as EMI domain containing 1. Gene Ontology annotation, molecular function: protein binding. The record is from RefSeq and is a predicted model, not a curated record. The transcript is spliced from 15 exons. The coding region runs from base 360 to 1913 and encodes 517 amino acids. Lineage: Eukaryota; Metazoa; Chordata; Aves; Accipitriformes; Accipitridae.
ACACACAGGGACGCACACACGCGUGUGUACCCACGCAGAGGGAGGCGGAGGGCCUCCCACCCGGCACACGCUCGCUCACACGGGGACCGGGAUCCCGCAUCUGGGACCAGCCCCCCGCAUCGUACACCCCCCCACCACCGUGUCCCAGCCGCCAGCGGGACCCCCGGGCCGGCGGGGCGGAAGGCGGGGGGGGGGCUUGGGGUCCCUCCUCCUCCUCCUCCUCCUCCUCCUCUUCCACUCCUCCUCCUUCAUCCCUCCUCCUCCUCCUCGUCCCCUCCCCCUCCCGCCGCCCCGCUCGGUGCCGGUGCCGGUGCCGGUGCCCGGGCAGCGCGGCCCCACACCGAGCCCAGCGGAGCGGCAUGGCGGGCCGUGGCCGGGGGCCCUGCCGCCGCUGCCUGCCCCUGCCUGUACCCCUGGGGCUCUGCCUGUGCCUCUGCUGCCUGCUGUUGCCGCCCGUCGCCGGUUCCUGGAGCCCGGCCGUGCCGCAGCCCGCCGCCCGCAGCAACUGGUGCUCCUACACGGUGACACGGACGGUGUCGUGCCACGUCCAGAAUGGCACCUUCCUCCAGAGGGUCUUCCAGGGCUGCCGCUGGCCCCUGGCCUGCAGCGGGGGCAGCAGCUACCGCACCGUCGUCCGGCCCAUCUACAGGGUGACCUACAAGACGCUCACGGCGCUGGAGUGGAGGUGCUGCCCCGGGCACGCCGGGGCCAACUGCGAGGAAGAGGCUCACGCCUUCCUCGCCCUGCGGGACGCCGGACGCCCCAGCACCGCCCCACGCCGGCCCUCCCUGCGCCCCACGGCUUUCUCAGGGUGCCUGAACUGCAGCCGUGUUGGGGAGCUGACAGCCCGGCUCGCCACGCUCGAGGCGCAGGUGGCCCGGCUGUCGGUGGCUGAACCCCCCACCUCCCCGGCACCCAAAGGCAGCAACCCGGGCAGGGGGCCGGAGACCGGGCAGCUCUGGGGGUCCCCGGCUGCCCGCGGGAGCCCCGGAGAUGACGGGAGAUCCGGCUCGCGGGGCCCCCCCGGCCCCUCCGGCCCCAAGGGAGACGCAGGAGGACGGGGACCAUCCGGCAUUCCUGGGGUGAAGGGUCCGAUGGGACCACCAGGUCCCCCUGGCCCCCCAGGACCACCCGGCCGGGAUGGAGCCAGGGGGCUCCCCGGAGAGAAGGGGUUACCCGGGCCCCCUGGCCCCCCGGGACCCCCUGCCCCUGUGGGGCCAGCGAUACCCCGUAUAGCCGAGCCCAGGGACCCGCUUCUCUCCAACACCUUCACCGAAGCCGUCGGGGGCAUCGUGGGUCCCACCGGACCCCCCGGACCCAUGGGGCCGAUGGGUCCCCCCGGCCCCCCGGGUCCCAUCGGGCCACCCGGCCCCCCAGGACCUGACGGUAAAGCCGGGGCACCCGGAGCUGCCGGCCCCCCCGGGGAGAAGGGAGACAGGGGUCCCCAGGGCCACCCAGGCAGCCGUGGACAGGACGGGGCACAGGGCGAGCCGGGCCCCAGGGGCGAGCCGGGCGAGAAGGGCACUUGGGGGGAGGGUUUGCACCAGCUCCGCGAGGCGCUGAAGAUUUUAGCGGAAAGGGUUUUAAUCUUGGAAACAAUGAUUGGGCUCUACGAACCAGAGCCCGGCUCAGGCAGCGGCCCCCCCCGGCACGGUGGCACCCGGACCCCCCCGCAGCAAGCGGGGCGGCAGCAACAAGCCCCCUUACCGCAUCGUGGCCCCCCACCGGCGGCCCCCCGGCAAGCAGUGACGGAUCCUGGAGUGGGGGGGUCGCCCGCUGACACCCCCCCCCCAACCCUGUGCCCGCCGCCGUGCCGGUAUAGGCAGGAGCGUCGCCCUGGGGGAGGGGGGGCACGAUGGGGGUCACCCCCCCCAGCUCUCUGGUCCCGCAGGGCACUUGGUGCUAGCCGGUAGCACGGCACCGGCCCCCCCCCCCCCCGCUUUGCCCCCCAUCGCUGCUGCUUGAAACCCCCCCCCAGGGGGUUGGGGGGGGGCAAAAGGGUGCCAGGCCCCCCCCCCCACCCCUUUUCUGCCCCCACCCCAAUGUGCAGCUCUGGGGGUGCUUAAUUUCUUCCCCAGCCCGAGCCCCCGCGGCCACCCCUGUGCCGGGGAAGGGACCCCGGGGGGGGCCAGCGGUGGGGACCCCCCCCCCAGCUUCGUCCCGCUGCUUUGGGACCCUCGAGGGUCAUUAAACGUCUCUUGAACCCGU